AUGGAUUUUUUUCUCAAAGAACCUUUGCUAGACCAAGCAAAAAAAUUGGAGAUGCAAGAAAUCGAGGAUGAUUUCCGGUCAAAAAUAGAAUUGUUUUCAAGUGAUCAGAGUCCCGAGUACGAGACAGUCGAUAUACUUCCAAAACCAGGAAUGGUAUUAAAAACAUUGGUUAAAACCUCCAUGGAAACAAAUAAAUAUCCAUCAAAUAUGAAAUUUUUUAUAAAUAUGUGUUAUUCAGAUAAAAUACCUAAGCCUACUUGUACUAGUGAAGAAGAACUUCGAAAAGCUAUGAAUGGUGAUGCUGAUGCUAUUUAUCGAGUACCAAAUGUUUUGAAUGACAUAAAGUUUGAUAAAGAUGCAGCACAGAAGAAAUGUCUUGUAUGCGAUUUUAUUGUGAACAACGAGGUGUAUCAAAGAAUUCUAAAAGAUUAUGAUUUUAAGUUGUAUGUGAGUGAAGUGGCCGUGGAAUUGAUUGAAGAAAAAAACAUGAUUGAACUUGGCAGAGAAUAUACAUUUCCUAAAAUGCAUUAUAAAGGCAUUAUAGAGAGUAGAACAGUGAAGAUUCCAAAGAAAAAAUUCUCUUUAAUAACCGAAAUUUCCAAGCCAAUCAAAGAUCCGACAAACAAGGUAAAUGACAAUAAAAUCAAAGACAACAAUGAUGAAGAUGAUACUUCAAAUGUUCAAAAACCUGGGUAUAUAAUCACAGAACAUGAUGCCAACAAUAUAAACUAUUUAUUAAUAGCAAUUGAAAUAUCUUCUUUAGAAUUAAUUGAGAAAACAAUUGUUGACAUAGAGCCUUCUAGACUUUUUGUAAAUUCUUCUGGAAAAUAUAUAUUGAAUUUACCAUUACCUUAUGUUGUUGAUAUUAAUACAGCAAAAGCUAAAUUUGUUAAUUCUAAAAAAAGAUUAUUUGUAAAAUGA
Molecule: messenger RNA, 921 nt
Organism: Entrophospora sp. SA101
Lineage: Eukaryota; Fungi; Glomeromycota; Glomeromycetes; Entrophosporales; Entrophosporaceae
Source: the annotation of a GenBank genome assembly